Messenger RNA from Clonostachys byssicola, 708 nucleotides. NCBI's taxonomy places the organism in Eukaryota, Fungi, Ascomycota, Sordariomycetes, Hypocreales, Bionectriaceae. The record is from the annotation of a GenBank genome assembly.
CGGGGAAUCAACACCUUCUCCCCAGAAGGCCGCCUGUUCCAGGUCGAAUACUCCCUCGAGGCCAUCAAGCUCGGCUCGACCGCCAUCGGCGUGGCCACCUCGGAGGGCGUCAUCCUCGGCGUCGAGAAGCGGGUGACGUCCACCCUCCUCGAGACCUCCUCCGUCGAGAAGAUUGUCGAGAUCGACCGCCACAUCGGCUGCGCCAUGUCGGGCCUGCAGGCCGACGCCCGCUCCAUGGUCGAGCACGCCCGCGUCGAGUGCCAGAGCCACACCUUCAACUACAACGAGCCCCUCCGCGUGGAGAGCACCACCCAGGCCAUCUGCGACCUCGCCCUACGCUUCGGCGAGGGCGCCGACGGCGAGGAGACCAUCAUGAGCCGGCCCUUUGGCGUCGCGCUCCUCAUCGCCGGCUUCGACGAGGACGGCCCCCAGCUGUUCCACGCCGAGCCCAGCGGUACCUUUUACCAGUACGAUGCCAAGGCUAUUGGAUCGGGUUCCGAGGGUGCCCAGGCGGAGCUGCAGAACGAAUAUCACAAGUCUUUAACCCUGGAGGAUGCGGAGACCUUGGUCCUGAAGACCUUGAAGCAAGUCAUGGAGGAGAAGCUGGACCACAAAAACGUGCAGCUGGCCAGCGUAACUAAAGAGAAGGGCUUCAGAAUAUACACCGAUGAGGAGAUGGUGGAAGUCGUGGGACGUCUACCCGCCAAU